UCUCCCAUCAUGCAUUACUCUCUCAAUGUUUCAAAAUGGCGUCUUUCCUGCAAGAAUUCGUUUUCGUAAGAAAAUCGUGAAAUCAGUGGCGAGAAGAGAUUAUAUUAGCCGCAAAAGCUUAACUUAUCCCUGCAAAAUAUCUAAAACUGUGUUAUCACGUUAAGGAAGCAAUACAGUGCUAAGACAUAAGGAUAUGUUGUCUUUUUGAGAGUAGCAUUUUAUUACUACACGUGCGUAUGGUGCGGUUGUUUACAAUGUCGAAGGAAAGCGGUGAAGCUAGCCAACGAAAACAAAGGCGGAUCAAGUGGUGGAAACAACACAAAAAGCAAGUUGAGGUUGAACAGAAUGAGCAUGAGGAGAAACAUACUAAAAAUACAAAAACAUUCAAGAAACCAAAGAGUAUAUCCCAAGAAUCUGUUAAGAGCAUAAAAACAGAAGAGACUGAAGAUGUAAUAACAAAAGAGCAGGAUGGCAAGAAGCAAAGAUACAUUCUGUUUGUAGGAAACUUACCCUUUGAUCUGACCACAGAAAAGGUUUUGGAUCAUUUUAGAUGCGCAGGUUCCAGUUCAUUUCGUUUGUUGACCAAGAAAACUGACAAUUCUUCUAAGGGCUGUGGCUUUUUGGAAAUAGAUGACUCCAUCGGUUACACAAAAGCUCUAAAUCUCCAUCAUAGCUACCUCGGUGGCAGAAAGAUAAAUGUUGAAGUAACAUGUGGAGGGGGCGGAUCAAGUGAUAAAAGAAAAGAGAAGUUACAGGAAAAGAAAAAGAAAUUCAAGAAAAAGCGUGCAGCAAAAAAAGCAUCAUGUGAAAAGGAGACUUCAUCUAGCAAUGUAUCUGAUAAUAAGAACAAAUCUGUAAAAGCAACUACAGUGGAUAAAUCUGCUAGUGAGAACAAACUCAAGCGCAAGAGAAAUUCAGCACAAGAAAAUUUAGAUGAUGGAGUGAAGAGAAAAAAGCUUAAAGAUGCAGGGGCAAUGAAGUCUCUUGUCAAAGAGCUUGAGCUUGAAAAGCUUGUGGAGCAGAGAAGUGAACUUGUUCAAGAAAAGCAAAAAAAGAAAAAGGAGAAAGAGAAAAGAGGAGAUUUUUCAUCGAGUCCCGAAAACAUGGCCUCGGAAGACGGCUUGUUAUUUUGUGUUCCUGACUUCCCGACUAAGGUUUUCUCAAGCCUCAACGAACUCAGAAGUGAAGAGAAACUCUGUGAUGUUACUCUUGUCGUGAAAGAUCGCAGUUUGGUUUCCCAUCGUGUCGUUCUAGCGGCUGCGAGCCCCUACUUCAAUGCCAUGUUUACUGGUGACAUGCUGGAAAGCAGACUGCAAAAAGUCACUUUACAUGGAAUCGAGUUUGCUGCCUUGGAGGAGCUGAUAAACUUUUGCUACACUGGCAGGACAGAGAUACAUGUCGAGAAUGUUCAAAGUCUUAUGUGUGCAUCCAGUUUACUGCAGUUAUCAAACGUGAAACAGGCUUGUGUUGAGUUCUUACAUCGAGCCCUUCACCCUGCCAACUGUCUGGGGAUAAGAAGCUUCGCUGAUACCUUUUGCUGUGGAGAUCUUGUUCAAGCAGCCGAUGUGUUUGCACUAAAGAAUUUCUCCGAGGUCUCGCAGAGUGAGGAAUUCCAAGCCUUAGCUCCAGACGAAGUUGUAGCGCUGAUAUCGAGUGAGGAGCUCAAUGUUCGUGCAGAGGAAGAAGUCUUCGAGGCCGUCAUGUUUUGGUUGAAAAAAGAUCUUGAUGAGCGCAGAGACUUUCUUUCCGAACUUUUAAAACAUGUUCGCCUACCGCUAGUCCGACCACAGUUUCUAUGCGAUCGAAUUGCCACCGAAGAUUUAGUAAGAAAUAGCCUUGCAUGCAGAGAUUUGAUUGAUGAAGCCAAGGAUUUUUUGCUUCUGCCAGAGAGAAGGUCGAAGUUGCAGUCUUCACGUACGAAACCUAGAAAGUGCAGUGAAGCAGCGGGCUUGAUAUAUGCAAUAGGAGGGUUAAACUCAUCUGGAGAAGCGCUCUGUUCAGUAGAGACAUUUGACAUGCUAUCAUGUCAGUGGUCACCCACAUCUCCUAUGAACACCCUGCGUACUCGUGUGGGUGUUGCUGUCCUAGAUAACAGGCUGUACGCUCUGGGUGGUUUUGAUGGACAUAAAAGGCUAAGCACUGUAGAGUUCUAUAACCCUGUUUUAGAUAAGUGGAUUCCUGCCGCACCAAUGAAUACACGGCGUAGCGCGCUAGGGGCAGCUACUGUCAAUGGAAAGAUCUAUGUUGUGGGAGGAUAUGAUGGUCACAUUUCCCUCAGCACAAUGGAGUGUUACUCAGCUACAGCCAAUUCCUGGUCAUUCCUGGCACCCAUGUCUACACUCCGUAGUGCUGCAGGCGUUACUGAAUUGAAUGGCAAGCUGUUUGUGAUUGGCGGUCACAAUGGACUGUCAAUUUUCAGCUCAGUGGAAGUCUAUGACCCCCAGACAGACAAGUGGGGCCCUGGAGCAUCCCUUCUAAUGCGUAGAUGCCGUGUUGGCGUGGCAACCCUUAAUAGCUGCAUCUAUGUUUGCGGUGGUUAUGAUGGAAGCUCGUUUUUAAACACUGUAGAGUGCUAUGAUCCUCAGACACAGCAAUGGAGCUUUGUGGCUCCAAUGAAUACCCGUCGCAGCAGAGUUGCAGUGGUUGCUUUGGGCAACUGUCUCUAUGCUAUUGGAGGGUACGAUGGCCUUACUAAUCUGAACACAGUGGAGUGUUUUGAUCCUAGAGCCAAUCGCUGGAGCUUUGUCAGCCCCAUGUGCAAGCAUCAGGGAGGGGUAGGGGCUGGGGUUUUACCAAGGGGACCUUUUGUCUAGAGAUACAGAUUUAAGAACAAUCAACUUUUGUUGAGUUAUAGACAGUUUAGAAAUGUUUAAUUCUGCUUUCCAUGUGGAAAGUUUUACAGUAUUGAUUUACAGAAAAACAACAUCAAUGGAUUUCAAAGUACCUUUUGUUCAGUAUGGGAACACACAAAUUUCAUUGGCUAGGACAGAGGGCACAAUGAGUAUGCAAGCCUUGUGAAGUCACACCUAACCUUUGCCUAAAAGUAUUUUUGUCUUGUAUUGUAACAAGAAAUAUCCUGCUCUUCUUCAGAAGAAUGACUCCUGAAUUUGAAGAGAAUGUAAAUUCAGCUACGAUAGAGUAGGCUAACCCUAGCAAAUAACCGUCUUAGACUCAAAAUGACCUUUUAGGCACUUGUGAAAUGAUCUCAUAUGAAGGCUCCGGAUAUCCAAAAUAUGAUAUCUCAAAUGAUAGCUCGGGGUACCACAGUAAAAUGAUAUCUCAAAUGAUAACGCUGGGUACUGUGAUAAUAUAUCUUAAAUGAUAGCUCUGGGUACCAUGGUAAUGUGAUACCCCUAUAAUGGUGCACUUUUUCCCUAAAAUGAAAUGUGGACAGAUCAAUAAGAAUUUGCAACAAGGCAGUAUAAUACAAAAGCUCUAUGAGUAUUAUAUUUUAAAAAAUACAAAACAAAGCAGGAUUGGAUAUUUACAAAAUCCUGGACAUAAAAAAAAUUAAUAAUUAGUAUGUAUUUACUUGGAUUUUCAAGUUUGAAUACCAAAUCGACAUUUUUGCACACUGUUUAAUAAACAUAUAGUUAUGAAAUUCUAAUAAAAUUUGUUGACCAUGUAUUUAUGCAUUUUAAAAAUAGGUUAAACAAGGAAUAAAGUUUGUCCAAAAUUUAAAA
This is a messenger RNA of Nematostella vectensis (starlet sea anemone), 3683 nucleotides long. Its product is annotated as kelch-like protein 18. The transcript has 7 exons. Gene Ontology annotation, molecular function: RNA binding; protein binding. Bases 237 to 2813 code for a protein of 858 amino acids. The record is from RefSeq and is a predicted model, not a curated record. Lineage: Eukaryota; Metazoa; Cnidaria; Anthozoa; Actiniaria; Edwardsiidae.